Molecule: messenger RNA, 5891 nt
Organism: Oncorhynchus kisutch (coho salmon)
Lineage: Eukaryota; Metazoa; Chordata; Actinopteri; Salmoniformes; Salmonidae
Product: coatomer subunit beta'
Exons: 22
Coding region: 151-5010 (1619 amino acids)
Biological process (GO): intracellular protein transport; intra-Golgi vesicle-mediated transport; endoplasmic reticulum to Golgi vesicle-mediated transport
Cellular component (GO): COPI vesicle coat
Molecular function (GO): protein binding; structural molecule activity
Source: RefSeq, a predicted model, not a curated record
CCGGAUCUUGCGAAGUGCAGCCAGGAAGCGUCAUAGACUCCACGUCGCCAAGAAGACUCUCCGCUCUGAACUACGCUCUGUCUACCAGCCCGACUCAUUUCUCAGGGUGGUCGGGCACUUUGGCCAAACACUAUCCGCAGACGUAGAAACAUGCCUCUCCGGUUGGACAUCAAGCGGAAGCUGACCGCUCGGUCGGACCGUGUGAAGAGUGUGGACCUGCACCCAACUGAACCAUGGAUGGUUGCCAGCCUGUACAAUGGCAGUGUCUGUGUCUGGAACCACGAGACACAGACCCUGGUGAAGACAUUCGAGGUGUGUGACCUGCCUGUGAGAGUGGCUAAGUUUGUGGCGAGGAAGCACUGGGUCAUUGCUGGAGCAGAUGACAUGCAGAUCCGUGUGUUUAACUACAACACUCUGGAGAGAGCUCACAUGUUUGAGGCCCACUCUGACUACAUCCGCUGCAUCGCAGUCCACCCAACACAACCUUACAUCCUUACCAGCAGUGAUGACAUGCUGAUCAAGCUUUGGGACUGGGACAAGAAGUGGGUGUGUGGUCAGGUGUUUGAGGGCCACACCCACUAUGUCAUGCAGAUCGUCAUCAACCCUAAAGACAACAACCAGUUCGCCAGCGCCUCCCUGGACAGGACCAUUAAAGUGUGGCAGCUGGGAUCUUCCUCCCCUAACUUCACUCUGGAGGGCCAUGAGAAAGGAGUCAACUGUAUCGACUACUACAGCGGAGGGGACAAGCCCUAUCUUAUAUCAGGAGCUGACGACCGCCUGGUCAAGAUCUGGGACUACCAGAAUAAGACAUGUGUGCAGACUCUAGAGGGCCAUACCCAGAAUGUGUCCUGUGUCAGCUUUCACCCUGAGCUGCCAAUCAUUCUCACAGGCUCCGAGGACGGCACCGUGAGAGUCUGGCAUUCCAGCACGUACCGCCUGGAGAACACACUGAACUAUGGGAUGGAACGUGUGUGGUGUGUGUGUGGCCAACGAGGCGCCAACAGUGUGGCGCUGGGAUAUGAUGAAGGCAGCAUCAUCAUCAAGUUGGGUCGCGAGGAACCAGCAAUGUCUAUGGACUCUAACGGUAAGAUCAUGUGGGCCAAGCACUCUGAGGUGCAGCAGGCCAACCUGAAGGCCAUGGGAGAGGCUGAGAUACAGGACGGAGAGAGGCUGUCCCUGGCCGUCAAAGACAUGGGCAGCUGUGAAAUCUAUCCCCAGACCAUCCAGCACAACCCCAACGGCAGGUUUGUGGUAGUGUGUGGGGAUGGAGAGUACAUCAUCUACACUGCAAUGGCCCUGAGGAACAAGAGCUUCGGUUCAGCACAGGAGUUUGUUUGGGGCCACGACUCCUCAGAGUAUGCUACUCGGGAGAGCACCAGCAUGGUCAAAGUCUUCAAGAACUUCAAGGAAAAGAAGUCUUUUAAACCAGACUUUGGGGCAGAAGGUAUCCAUGGUGGGUUCUUGCUGGGCGUGAGGUCAGUGAGUGGUCUGGCCUUCUACGAUUGGGAGAACACAGAGCUGGUCCGCCGCAUUGAGAUCCAGCCUAAACACGUCUUCUGGUCAGAGUCUGGGGAGCUGGUGUGUAUUGCCACGGAGGAGUCUUUCUUUGUGUUGCGCUACCUGGCUGAGAAAGUGGCAACAGCACAGGAGACCAAGGAGGGAGUCACCGAGGAUGGGAUAGAGGAUGCCUUCGAGGUGUUGGGUGAGAUUCAGGAGGUGGUGAAGACUGGUCUGUGGGUGGGAGACUGUUUCAUCUACACCAGCUCAGUCAACAGACUCAAUUACUACGUAGGAGGAGAGAUUGUCACCGUCGCCCACCUGGACAGAACUAUGUACCUGUUGGGCUACAUCCCUAAGGAUGACCGUCUGUAUCUGGGUGAUAAGGAGCUGAACAUCGUCACUUACUCUCUGCUGGUGUCGGUACUGGAGUACCAGACAGCUGUAAUGAGGAGGGACUUUGGGAUGGCCGACAGGGUCCUACCCACCAUCCCUAAAGAGAUGAGGACCAGGGUCGCCCACUUUUUAGAGAAACAGGGUUUCAUGCAGCAGGCUCUGGCUGUGUCCACAGACUCAGAACACAGGUUUGAGUUGGCUCUGCAGCUAGGAGAACUGAAGAUCGCCUACCAGCUGGCUGUAGAGGCUGAGUCGGAGCAGAAGUGGAAGCAGUUGGCAGAGCUGGCCACCACUAAGUGCCAGUUUGUCCUGGCCCAGGAGUGUCUGCACCAUGCCCAGGACUAUGGGGGGCUACUGCUGUUGGCCACAGCCUCGGGCAACACCACCAUGGUGGGCAAGCUGGCAGAGGGGGCAGAGAGAGAUGGCAAGACCAAUGUGGCUUUCCUCACCUAUUUCCUCCAGGGGAAACUGGACAAAUGUCUGGAGCUCCUCAUUAAAACCAACCGGCUGCCAGAGGCUGCAUUCCUGGCCAGAACAUACCUGCCCAGCCAUGUGUCUAGAGUGGUGAAGCUGUGGAAGGAGAGCCUGGGGAAGGUGAACCAGAAGGCAGCUGAUGCGUUGGCCAACCCUACAGACUACAGCAACCUGUUCCCCGGCCUACAGGAGGCCUUCCUGGCCGAAGACUACCUCAAGGAGACCCACGUCAGGCUGAGGCCUGCCGCAGAGUACCCUCUCAUCACCUCCAAUGAGAAUAGGAAUGUCCUGGAGGAAUCUGCAGACUAUGUGCCAAAAGUAGUGCCUGCUGAACCAGAGGUUGCUGGGAGCAUGGAUGAAACCCCUGUAUUGAAAGCAGUGGUAGAAACCCCUGUAAUGGCAGCAGUGGUGGAGGCUGCAGCCCCAGAAGCUCCAGUAGUGGAAGAGUCCAUUGUCAUGGAAGAGGUAGAACCUGUUGCAGCUGCAGUAGUGGAGUUUAUCCCAGCAGUGGAAGAAUCUAUCCCAGUGACAGUAGUGGAACCAACUAUGGCUGCAGUGGAAGAAUCCAUUGAGUUGGCAGAGGAGGAACCCAUUAUUGUUGAAGUGGAAGCUCCCGAGCCAAAGCAGGCAACAUCAGUGGAAGAUAUCAUCACUAAGAUAGAGGCUCUUGUCACCAUAGAAAAUGACACAGAAGUACCCCUCUUGGUGCCAGAGGUAGCACAGUCCACCCCAGAGGAAGAUUUCAGAGCAACACCAGAGGAGGCCGUUGAGGAAGGACCUGCAACAAUGAAGCUCAUAGCAACAGAUGCACCUGUUACAGAGUCUUUCACAGAACCCAUUGUAACAGAAGCACCAGUUGCCGAGGAAGCGCCAGUGCCUAUAGCAACAGAACCAGAACCUGUUACCAUAGAAGCAGUGGUGGAAGCUGAAGCACCCAUUGCCGCAGCAGUACUAGAAGCCAUAGCAACAGAACCCAUGGUUACAGAACAAGCACCUGUUACCAUUGAAGUGGCAGUGGCAGCAGAAGCACCCAUUACUGAGGCAGUAGCAGAAGCCAUAGCAGCAUCUGAAAAAGCCCCAGUCAUUGUAGAAGAGAAUGAACCUGCCCCAGCACCAUUCAUAGACCUAGUCCCAGCCAGAGACCUAGCCUCAGCCAUAGACCUAGUCCCAGCCAGAGACCUAGCCUCAGCCAUAGACCUAGGCCCAGCCAGAGACCUAGCCUCAGCCAUAGACCUAUCCCCAGCACCACUCAUAGACCUAGCCCCAGCCAGAGACCUAGCCUCAGCCAUAGACCUAGCCCCAGCCAUAGACCUAGUCCCAGCCAGAGACCUAGCCUCAGCCAUAGACCUAGUCCCAGCCAGAGACCUAGCCUCAGCCAUAGACCUAGGCCCAGCCAGAGACCUAGCCUCAGCCAUAGACCUAUCCCCAGCACCACUCAUAGACCUAGCCCCAGCCAGAGACCUAGCCUCAGCCAUAGACCUAGCCCCAGCCAUAGACCUAGCCCCAGCACCAUUCAUAGACCUAGCCCCAGCCAUAGACCGAGCCUCAGCCAUAGACCUAGCCUCAGCCAUAGACCUAGCCAGAGACCUAGCCCCAGCACCACUCAUAGACCUAGCCCCAGCCAGAGACCUAGCUCCAGCCAGAGACCUAGCCUCAGCACCAUUCAUAGAUCUAGCCCCAGCCAGAGACCUAGCCCCAGCCAGAGACCUAGCCUCAGCCAUAGACCUAGCCCCAGCACCACUCAUAGACCUAGCCCCAGCCAGAUACCUAGCCUCAGCCAUAGACCUAGCCCCAGCUCCACUCAUAGAACUAGCACCACUCAUAGACCUAGCCCCAGCCAUAGAUCCAGCUACAACCCCAACUGUAGAGGACAAGGCUGCAGCAGCCCCAGCAGUAGAGCCCCUACCAGCACUCACCCAGGUGGUUCCACCAGGCGCAGAGCCAGCCCCUGCAGCCCCUCUAGCUGCCCUCUUAGAGGGUAAAGGUGUGGAGGAGGCAGCCCCUGCAGCCCCUCUAGCUGCCCUCUUAGAGGGUAAAGGUGUGGAGGAGGCAGCCCCGGCAGCCCCUCUAGCUGCCCUCUUAGAGGGUAAAGGUGUGGAGGAGGCAGCCCCUCUAGCUGCCCUCUUAGAGGGUAAAGGUGUGGAGGAGGCAGCCCCGGCAGCCUCUCUAGCUGCCCUCUUAGAGGGUAAAGGUGUGGAGGAGGCAGCCCCUCUAGCUGCCCUCUUAGAGGGUAAAGGUGUGGAGGAGGCAGCCCCUCUAGCUGCCCUCUUAGAGGGUAAAGGUGUGGAGGAGGCAGCCCCUGCAGCACCUCUAGCUGCCCUCUUAGAGGGUAAAGGUGUGGAGGAGGCAGCCCUUGAAGCCCCUCUAGCUGCCCUCUUAGAGGGUAAAGGUGUGGAGGAGGCAGCCCCUCUAGCUGCCCUCUUAGAGGGUAAAGGUGUGGAGGAGGCAGCCCUUGAAGCCCCUCUAGCUGCCCUCUUAGAGGGUAAAGGUAUGGAGGAGGCAGCCCCUGUAGCAGUAGCAACAGCAUCCAUGGACCUGCUGGACCUGAAUGAUGAGGGCCUUGACGACCUGGACAUGUUUGAUCUGGACGAUGACAUCGACACCACAGACGUCAAUCUGGACGAUGACUUCUUAGACGACUGAAACUCUUGGAGAAAUGCCCUUAAAGUGACCAAAGAGCACAGUGUUGUUCAUACUCCUGGUGAAUGGGAGUGUGUGUGGGAGAGCGGGGUGUUUUUACCUUUACAGUGAAACUGGUGAAAGGUGGGGUGGAUGAGUUCAUGUCUUUCCAUCUUUACACUAACUGUGAAACACUGUGGGAGGGGGUUUGUAGAAUGCUUUGGGUGAUAAUGUGGACUGGGUUCAUUCAUUAGGAAUAAACACAGUAAAUGUUUUGAAACAGGAUACAAAUUUGCCUUCUUAUUGAACAGGUCAAAUGUACUGUGUCAAAUUGAGUUCUGGUUUCGCACAUGCUGAACACAACCCCGGGUUGUAUUCAUUAGUCGUAUUUCAUUGCAAAAUGUUUUGCAAUGGAAACGGUUUACUCCAAAUACAAAACACGUUUCUAUUGCACAAAUGUUCCAUUGCAAACAUUUAGCAAUGGCAUCCAACUAGUGAAUACACCAUGGUUUUGAAAUCCUUUGUACAGUACUUCAUCCUCCAACUCUCACAUUGACCUACAGUAUAGAAUGAUAGUGUGAACCAGAGUGGUCAUGUGUUUGACAUGUUUACCUUAUCCUCUCACAUAGGAAGAGGGGAAUAGUUUACUACUGUACCUCUUACCGCUAGCUAAACAGGCUUUGAUCUUUCAUUCAUUAGUUAGGUCAUGAGCUUGUCUUCAGUAUACCUCUACAUGUCUUGGCAAGCAUGCUGCUCUGCCAUGGUCUAGGAUCUUAUGCAUCUGCUGUUUUUAAUAAGGAACCUACUUCAUUGUUACAGAUGUGAACCCAAGUGCCUUAUGUAUGACUGGUCUGGAAUUAAAUGUUAUCAACUCAAUAAAGAUGACAAGUGUGUGUCUGAAUCAG